AAACGCCGCGCGGCAGCCGGCGUGGGUCCUUCUGCGAGGAUGUGUGCUGCGCCGGGGACCGUCCCCUAUAGAUCGGGCGGGCAGGAGCGAUAGGAAAGCCCGGGAUGAGCGCGGAUUCGGGGAAGAAUUUUCCCCCAGUCAGUGUUUUCUGCAAUACCAGUAGUUGCUUAACAGACAUGGCUUCUUCACCGCGUACCCGCAGCGACUCUCCACGGGAGGAUGGAGAACUGGAAGAAGGGGAGCUGGAGGACGACGGAGGGGAGGAGGCGCAGGAUCCCUCCGAAUCUCAAGAGAGGGGUCGGAAGGAGAAAGGGGAGAAGCAUCACAGCGAUUCAGAUGAUGAGAAAGCCCAUCGACGGAUGAAGCGCAAGCGUCGGAAAGAGAGAGAGAAAGAGAAGAGGAGAUCCAAGAAGAAAAGGAAAUCCAAACACAAGCGCCACGCUUCUUCCAGCGAUGACUUCUCUGAUUACAGCGAGGACUCGGACUUCAGUCCUGGUGAAAAGGGACACAGAAAAUACAGGGAAUACAGCCCUCCCUACUCUUCCUCCCACCAGCAGUAUCCGUCCUCUCACAGCGCUCCCAUGCAAAAGAAGAGCUACUCUAAAAUGGAGAGCAAGAAUUACGGCAUGUAUGAGGACUACGAGAACGAGGAGUACGGUCAGUACGAGGGGGAAGAGGAUGAAGAUAUAGGGAAGGAAGAUUACGAUGACUUUGCGAAAGAGCUGAAUCAAUACCGGAGAGCGAAGGAAGGCUCUCACCGGGGGCGAGGUGGCCGUGGCCGAGGCAGAGGGUACCGAGGGCGAGGCGGCAGAGGGGGAAUGAGAGGAGGCCGAGGCAUGGGCCGAGGGAACCGAGGGCGAGGCAGAGGUGACCACCCCGAGGAAGAGGAGGAAAUGUAUGACGAAGAGAUGGAAUACUGCGAUAACGAGGAGCCCAUCGGCGAUGACGAGUACGACGACUACUCGAAAGAGCUGAAUCAGUACCGGAGGAGUAAGGAGAAUCGUGGACGGGGUUUAAAUCGAGGACGUGGUCGCGGCCCCAGAGGAAGAGGAAAUAAAGGAAUGGGCAGAGGACGAGGCAGAGGUGGAAACAGAAGUGGAAUGGGGAAGGGCGGUGGAAUGAACGAAGACGACGAUUACUACGACGAGGACAUGGGAGAUGGAGGAGGUGGUGGAAAUUACCGGCGGAACGAUCACGAUAAACCCCACCAGCAGUCGGAUAAGAAAGGGAAAGUGAUCUGCAAAUACUUUGUGGAAGGCAGAUGUACCUGGGGCGACCACUGCAAUUUCAGUCAUGACAUUGAACUACCAAAGAAAAGGGAACUGUGCAAGUUCUACAUCACUGGCUACUGCGCCAGGGCUGAAAACUGCCCUUACAUGCAUGAUAUCCUUUUGGUUUUUAACCGUUUCGUUAAGCCAGCCUUAAAUCGGCACCCGGACAUGCACCCGGACAUGCACCCCGACAUGCACCCGGACAUGCACCCGGACAUGCACCCGGACAUGCCGAUGGGCCCGGGAAUGAAUCCCGGCCCUCCGAUGGGUCCCGGCCCCCCCAUGAUGCCCUACGGACCGGAUGAUUCCCCCCACUCCGGCAUGAUGCCGCCCGUCCCACCGGCGCAAGGUUUCUAUGACAAUUUCUACCAGCAGCAAGAAGGUCUGGAGAUGGAUCACGGCAUGAUGGGAGACCCAGAAGACUACGGUGGUUACGAGGACAUGGAAGGGCCUCCGGGAGAGCACAUGUUCCCCGAUCCGUCCUUGGAUCACGAUGCCUUGUGCGAAGGAGGCCCGCCCGGCUUACCGAAACCGCCGGGCAGCAUCCCCGAUUUCAUGCCGUCGGCGCAGAGAGCGCUUUACUUGAGAAUCCAGCAGAAGCAGCAAGAGGAAGAGGAGAGAGCUCGGAGACUAGCCGAGAGCAAUAAGCAGGACCGCGCGAAAACGAGGAAGGCAGGCGAUACCGGCAACUGGUAUUCCAGCGACGAAGAUGACGGUGGAAGCAGCGUCACCUCCAUAUUGAAAACCCUAAGGCAACAAAGCUCCGGCAGACCUCACGCCCAACCCUCCCACGGAGAAAUCGGGCCACCCUCCGGCGUGAGCGACCCUCGCCUGCAAAAAGCCCAAGCAGGAGGGAGCGGUCGUCCUGCCGACCCGCGUUUACGAGAUCCCAGGCUUUCCCGAAACGCGGACCUUUCCGUCCCGUCUCUCCCCGGGGAUUCGGGACCCACCGACCCCAGGCUGGCGCGACACAUUCCCUCCUCCGCCCCCAAACCAGAAGCUCCUCAUUCCAGCGUCGGCGGCGGUCAGAAACCCCCCCUGCUCCCCGACGAGGAGGAAGGGGAAAGGGCUCUGCGGGAU
Molecule: messenger RNA, 2351 nt
Organism: Pygoscelis adeliae (Adelie penguin)
Lineage: Eukaryota; Metazoa; Chordata; Aves; Sphenisciformes; Spheniscidae
Gene: ZC3H4
Product: zinc finger CCCH-type containing 4
Exons: 12
Biological process (GO): negative regulation of DNA-templated transcription
Cellular component (GO): nucleus
Molecular function (GO): RNA binding; metal ion binding
Source: RefSeq, a predicted model, not a curated record